CCUCAACACACAGGGCGGAGUAGCCUUGCUUGUGUACACUCCACUCCAACACGCGGUCUGUACAGCACGUGACCGGUCCUUCUGGUUGCUCAUCACUCUUACUACUUCACGUCUCGCUAACACGUGAUGGUCUUAUAGUUGUUCUUCACACAGUUUUACUACCAUGAGAUCACCUGGACAAGAGACAGAAAGACAAAAUACCAAAAUGGGAGACAAUAAAUCAGGAAAGAAAGGGAAAAGGGGGAGAGAUGAAUCAGACAAAGUCGUGUCUUACGAUGACAACUUUUCAGACUUCUCACCAAGAAGAGGACGAGGAGGAGGAGAUCGGGGUAGCUUCAGAGGAGAACGGGGUGGCUUUAGAGGAGGAAGAGGAGAUCGGGGUGGUUUUAAAGGCGACCGGGGUGGCUUCAGAGGAGACCGGGGUGGCUUCAGAGGAGACCGGGGUGGCUUCAGAGGAGACCGGGGUGGCUUCAGAGGAGACCGGGGUGGCUUUAGGGGAGAAAGAGGUGGCUUUAGGGGGGGAAGGGGUGAACGAGGUGGCUUUAGAGGAGGAAGAGGAGACCGGGGUGGCUUUAGGGGAGGAAGAGGAGACCGGGGUGGUGGCUUUAGAGGGGGAAGGGGGGGUGGAUACCAAGGAAGCAGUGAUGAUGGUUUCAGAGGAGGAUUUCGCAGUCAUGGUCCACCUGAGGUCGACCCCUGUUCACUCUACGUGUUGUUCCCAAAAGUUGUUACUGGUGACGAUGCCAAGAAGGUGUUGGAAGUUGGGAAAGAGGCAAACUCCAUCAAUUUUGGAAGAAUGGUUCGUAUAUAUUUUGAAUCGGAAGAUCAAGUUGAAACGGCAAAACAAAAGAUAUCUGAAGUUAACUUCUCUGGAGAGAGACCAAAGGUUGAAAAUGCCUACAAACAGCAUCAUGGAUCACAGAAUGAAAAGAGGGCCCUGAAUGAGGUUUCUGAGAAAUCAUCUAAAAAACAAAAAGUGGGGGUAGCCGUAGUUGAAAAUGUGGAGGAGGAGGAGGAGGAGGAUGAUGAUGAGGAGGAUGGUGAUGAGGAGGAAGAGGAGGAUGACGAUGAGAAUGAGGAUGGCGAAGGUGGUGAGGAUGAUGAUGAUGAUGAGGAUGAUGAAGACGAUGAGGAUGCUGAAGAUGGUAAUAUCCUUAAACUGCAAAAUCAGGGCGGUGGUGGUGAUGAUGACGACGAAGAUGAUGACGAUGAUGAAGACGAUGAUGAUGACGACGAGUAAUCAUGUAAUUUAUGAAUAUUGUUAGCAUAUUUAUAUUAUGAUCUAAUGAUACAUAAAUUUAUACGAGUUAAA
Messenger RNA from Homarus americanus (American lobster), 1312 nucleotides. Its product is annotated as U3 small nucleolar RNA-associated protein 25-like. Bases 164 to 1240 code for a protein of 358 amino acids. The transcript has 6 exons. The record is from RefSeq and is a predicted model, not a curated record. Lineage: Eukaryota; Metazoa; Arthropoda; Malacostraca; Decapoda; Nephropidae.